GAGCAUCGCGGUGCGGAAGUGCUGCUACACGUGUUUUACAAGCGCGGUGUUAGCGCUGACAUGCUGAGGACUGGACGACAGGACCAUUUUUUAUACAUUUAUAAGUUUUCCCAUAACAAGCAGGAUACAAAAUGUCGGGGGCCAAAGACAGAAUGCGACACAAGAAAAUGAGAAAUCAGCCUUCUAAUGUUACUUAUUCGCAGUCACAUGAUGGUACAGGUCGCAGCUCCGAUUCUCAGGAGCAGCAGCAGCAGCACAUGAAGGGGUCUCUACAGCACUCCAGCACCUGGGUGACGGGGCAUCAGGAUGAAAGAGUUGUACCUGAGCAGCCUCUGCCCAAGUACAUCACUGCAUCACUCUUUGCCAAAGCACGAGCUGCAGAAGUCAAUGCCAUGUUAAGGGCUGCUACAAAGAUGACAAGUAGCUCCCAUGUGUUUGGAGCUCUGCCAAAGCAUAUGCGCCGAAGAGCCAUGAGCCACAACAUCAAGAGAUUGCCUUGCAGACUGAGAGAGAUGGCACAGAGAAUGUUGGAGAAGAGUCAGCAGACAGGGAAGAAAGAGAAAAAAGAGCAGUCAAAGACCAAAAGUCGACGUGCCCGUCGCCGCCAUGGCAGCUUGUUGCUGGAAUUUAACCGACGGCAGCGUAAGAAUAAAUGGUUAGAGACUCACAUCUGGCAUGCCAAGCGUUUUCACAUGCUGAAGAAAUGGGGUUACUGUCUGGGAGACCGCCCCACAUACAAGUGCUACAGAGCCAGCUAUAGGGCCAUGAAUUCUGGCUGCCUGCUGCAGGACCUCUCAUACUAUUGUUGCAUAGAGCUUCAUGGUCCAGAGGAACACCUACUUACUGCACUCUCCAGACUCACCAACAAAGAUGCAGGCCCAACAUUUGCUGCAGCAUCAUGUGUGUCAGGGCAGAAAGAGGGGAGUGUUAUGCUUUAUAAGGCUGAUCAGUACCCCUGCCAACCUCUGGGUCCUGUGCAAUUUCUCUGGAGACCAUGCGCUACUGCAUCACCUCACAGACAGUUGUGGAUCUGGGCACAUCCCACUUUAAAACAGGAUCUUCUACCAGAAUUGCAGUCAGUAUGCCAUUGCUUUGAAGCAGUGUCUCCAGCUAAUGUAGAAGUGGACCCUUCAGAGAACCUGGUAGAAGAAAGUCUCAUUCCAGCUGCAUCUUCUGACUCUAAGCCACGGUGUGCCAAGAGGAAAUUGAAAGCUGACCAUAAGUUUGGCUGCACUGCCAAAAAAAUUGUGGGGGAUGGCACUCGAUCACUUACAACUCCUGUUAGUUGGACAUCCUGCAAGACUGAGAUUGUGAUCAGUGAUCUCACCAUGGAAAUAGUACGGUAUCGUCUAAUUGGUCCGCUUUCCCACUCUGUGCUGACUCAGAUGCUUGUACCAGCAACUGACUGUGAGAAUAAUAUGGAAAUGACUUCAUCCCAUUUUUGGUGGCCAGAAGAGUGUAAGAAAGAGGAGAGCAUGUCCCUACAUCGCCAGCAAACAGAUAUUUUUCAGCUCUUGAAAGGUAUAAACUCUACGGUUGAGCUUCCAGGAGGGUGUGUUCUAGGGAUGACCGUAAACGACCCAAGACUGUCUUUGUCUGCGAAACGAGGAAAAGUUACAACAGAUUUUUACCAGACCCAAGGUGUUGACGAGGAACAGAGAAGAAAUUUGACACUGAGAGGAGUCCCCUCUUUCUGUGCUCAGAGUUCUCUAUGGGAUAAGUCUGUUCGAGAGAAUGUUACAAACAACAAGAUUUCAGAAAAGGAUCUAAACAAGAUGAAGAGAGAGCUGCUCGUUCCAGGUUCCAGGUUGACGACCCCUGCACAGGGCCGAGUGCCAAUUCUACUGGUUAACCAGGCAGGGAAACAGCUGGGAGAGGAGCGACUUGGUUGGGGAUCCGGUUGGGACUUGCUACUACCCAAGGGUUGGGGCAUGGCAUUUUGGGUACCUUUGGUAUACAGUGGUGUUCGUGUUGGGGGUCUUCAGAUGAGUUUAAAACACUCCCAGAAUAAAGGCACGCCCCACUUUCCUCACAAUUACCCAGACUGCCUUGCAGGUGUCCAUUUUCAGGAGCAGCAGGAGCUCGAACUGCUGGAAAAGUUUAAGAGACACCCACCUUCCAAACGCACAAACUACAUCAAAUAUGGUGUUGUAGCUCCUUUCCGGUGCCCCUGGCAACAGCUGGUAGAGGAAUGGGAGGAGAGAGUGGAACAACAAAAAGGCAACCAAGACACUAGUGAAAUGAAAAUGGAUGAUGUGACAUCACUGUCUGGAACAUCAACUUUUACUGUACUGAGGAGCCGUAAGGUGUUGAGGCAGCUAUCCGUCUGGUGCAGGCCAUCAUCUUCACACACUCGGAGAGCGCCAAGAGGUUCCUGUGCCCCGUCGUUGUGCCCUGUAGUCAGCAUGUCUCUACAGGCACAGUGGAAACGGUGUGUGUUGUGGGUGCGUGUCCGUGCUCUGAGUAAGGGACAGCCUGCGCUUCAUGCCAUGCUUUGUGUGCCCACCACUGAAGACCUGCAACACUUUCGUGAAGACCCCCAUUGGAGUGGCCCUAUGGAGCCGCAACAUAUAGACCACCUAAAACAACAGUUGAAGAAGAGGGGCAAGAGUGGUGAAGCUUCACUAAGCUAUACUGCUCUUGGGCAAGAUAAAGACUGCAGCAUUUCUACAAAGGAUGACCCUAGUUCAGCUUCCAAUAUAGAGAAAAACACUGUUGUCUCUAAUAACAAAUGCUCCAACCCCUCUGAUGUUCUCAAAGAUUCUUGCUCCGAGUCUAUUGUUUGUGUUACAACAGAUCCUGGCCACUCUUCUGUUGACUCACUUUCUGCCACUGGCUGCAGUAACUCAAAUUUAGUGCAUGGAUUGUGGACUGAGCAACCGACCAAUGUCUCAUCUCACUGUUCCCGUAUGACCCUUGGUUGGGUUGUGCAGGGUGAUUUCUCCCUUGCAGCAGGAACUGGGGAGGCUUUAGGGUUUGUAAGCUUGGCGGGCCUCCUGCAAAUUCUUCUUGGGCAAUCAGCAGAUCAGCGGGGCAUCCUGCUUCUGCGCAAUCCUACCUCCCUCCAGUAUCGCUUUGUAAGACUCCAUAUAGAAGCUUGACCUCUGCACCACUACUACUCAAAUGGCUCAGCAUCAAUACCUGUCUUGUGUACCAACACAGGUCUGCAUCUAACUGAUAGUUCUGCUUGAUACAGAUUUGCAUUAAGGGCUUUGGAAUAUUUGCAUGAAUAAAGGCUAGUUGUAUAGUAAA
Messenger RNA from Silurus meridionalis, 3252 nucleotides. RefSeq names its product POP1 homolog, ribonuclease P/MRP subunit (gene pop1). The coding region runs from base 132 to 3101 and encodes 989 amino acids. Gene Ontology annotation, cellular component: ribonuclease MRP complex; nucleolar ribonuclease P complex. The transcript has 16 exons. Gene Ontology annotation, biological process: tRNA 5'-leader removal. Lineage: Eukaryota; Metazoa; Chordata; Actinopteri; Siluriformes; Siluridae. The record is from RefSeq and is a predicted model, not a curated record.